UUCGACACUAAGGUGGGCACAGACGUCAAUUUCCUUUUGCCAGUAUGCACCACAUAAUGACGCUUUUUUUGCUAUGUGCGACUGCUAAAGCAGGUCUGAAGGAGCCGCUGCUGGUCUACCCACGCCUUCUGCAAGAGCGCUCUUCAGAUGGCAGGCUUGUCUUGCAAGUACACGACGACCUCACGCUGAACCUCGAAAGGGCGUCGGUAGCGGCUCCGCAACUUCGUGUUCUUCGAGAAGAAAACGGUGCUUCAGUAACGGAGGUGUAUGACGGACACGAAAUCAACAGAGACCUUUACCAGGAUCGAGAUCAGUUGGCGACAGUGUCAGUGAAGAUGAACGGAAAAAACGCGGAAGUUGCAGGUAUAGUGGGACAGAAUCACAGGAUUCAACCGGUGCCAACAAUGGAACGCUCGGAGGCCGGACUCAUUCCGCACAUGGUCUACGAAAUUAGGCGCGAUAAAGUGUACGACAAAGCGCUCUCCUUCGUUGAAAACGUUAAAGGUUCCCGCUUGUCUGCGAGAUAUGCUGACGCCAAAGAAAACGUUCCACGAGAAGUCGUCGUUGAAGUCUUCGUUGUUUCAGACAUAACUCAUCACAAGCAUUUCAAGACCACAAAAGAAACAUUAGUGUACAUCUGCAUGAUGAUGAACUCUGUAAACCUUCGGUUGACUGACAUGACAAGCCCCAUGGUGAGGCUCGUUUUAACUGGCUUGGAAAAGCCUUCGUCAGAGGACUAUUUGCAUGGUACGAGUGACUUGAUGCACGACACUAGGACAAUAAAAGAAUUUCAAGACUAUGCCUUCAAGAAGAAAAGCUAUUUCGGAAGGCCGGACGUCGUGUAUCUCCUUUCCGGGCGUGACGUUGUCACGGAUGGAAGCGAUGGUAAAUUGGACAGGAUGGCUGCAGGAAUUGGUUACGUUGCUGGAAUCUGCACGAGCCACUACGUUGCUCUAGGCGAGGACAUUCCAGGUCUCUUUACUGGAAUGCACACAAUGACCCACGAAAUCGCUCAUGUGCUCGGUAGCGUGCAUGAUGGAAGUGGCCCGAGCUCUGCGAUCGAACGACACCCAGGGGCUGUGAAUUGCCCGUGGGGUAACGGAUACAUAAUGAGUUACGUCGACAACGGUCCAAAGCAUCAUCAGUUCUCCUACUGCAGCUUGAAGCAGAUGCAGUAUGUCCUCACAUUGCGAGGCAGGGAAUGCUGGGAAGUCGUAUCUACACCCCAGAACGUGAGCAAAAAGUACCCGGGCUAUAGAAACAUAAUCAAAAAGAUUUGCAGAAAAGCAUUUCCAAAUAUACAAAACGUAGAAGCAGAAGUGGUAAUUCCAAGAACAAACGAGUGUAAAUUAAAAUGCAAGCAUCAGGUGCAUGUAGGAAUGUAUAUCAAGACAUACUCUAUUACGAAGAAUGCACCGGACUACACGCCUUGUGGAGACAAGAAGGCGUGUGUGAGGGGUUACUGCGUGUACGCACCAAACGUUCCGCCAAGGAAUACUGGAGGAAGAAAGGUCCUUCCUGGUUCUGCCACGCCACCGCCAAGACCAGCUUCCGCAAACCAAUAGCCUUAGAGGAGAAGGUAAAGGAGUCAUUGGCCGCAAAGAGGAAUGCGUUGUAAGACAUUCGUCACGAUAUUAAGUGUGCAGCCACCGGCAAUAGAGCGCGCCUUUCUCCCCCCUUCCUCCCAAAAUAAUAAAUUGUGGCGAUGUAAGAGCUUGUUUAUUCGGUUUCCGGCACCGAAGCAUUCGAGAGGAAAUAUUUGUCACUGAAGUGGGAGCUUACUUGGAACAACAUAAUCUAGCCUUGCGCAUUCUGCAAAAAAAAAAAAAAAAAAAAAGAAAUGCCGCCGGUUACAGGCCCGCGGAAGGGCGUGCACCACGGGCACUGGUUUGUUUUUCUGUUUUCUUUUACUUAGUGCUGUUAAUAUUAUCAUUUUUUGAAGAGCGUCGAUGCUAAACCAAUUAACGCAACUUCGCAUUGUCGUGGAGUACAUUUUUUCCUACAGCGGGCCGUCUCGUCCCUUUUGUUUCUCGUGCUUUGUGUCAAUCUUCACUGCACACAACUGCGCUCUCGUUGUCCUGGUUGUGGUGCUGUAGCCAACAAGUACAUUUCUUUUUUUUUUUUAUGUCAACGCGCGUUCAAUCAUUACGACUUCAUUUUGCUCUGGCAACAAGGGAACAAAUGCGCUUAGGAGUUUUGCAAUGGGCGGAGAAGGGGGGGACACAAAGAAGAGAGAAAUGCCAACACAUUUAUUGCUUUGUGUGAUGCUUGAUGAAUCAGAAACCGAUGAACGUCAAAGCAAAGAUAGACAGUUUCAAUUUCAGAGGCAAUUUUUUGUUUAUUCUAGUGUGUGAAUCCCCCUAGCUUUCGGCUUGGAGGAUAGCGGAAGAUUUCACCACCACUGUUCCGCAUGUGGUUGUUGCGCCUGAUAUGCCGCUCUUAGGAUUUAUAACUCGAUUA
Dermacentor andersoni is the source of this 2460-nucleotide messenger RNA. RefSeq names its product venom metalloproteinase antarease-like TserMP_B. Gene Ontology annotation, biological process: membrane protein ectodomain proteolysis. NCBI's taxonomy places the organism in Eukaryota, Metazoa, Arthropoda, Arachnida, Ixodida, Ixodidae. Gene Ontology annotation, molecular function: metalloendopeptidase activity. The record is from RefSeq and is a predicted model, not a curated record.